Molecule: messenger RNA, 2403 nt
Organism: Episyrphus balteatus (marmalade hoverfly)
Lineage: Eukaryota; Metazoa; Arthropoda; Insecta; Diptera; Syrphidae
Gene: Noc2
Product: nucleolar complex protein 2 homolog
Exons: 2
Coding region: 105-2381 (758 amino acids)
Biological process (GO): negative regulation of transcription by RNA polymerase II; ribosomal large subunit biogenesis
Cellular component (GO): Noc1p-Noc2p complex; Noc2p-Noc3p complex; nucleoplasm
Molecular function (GO): histone binding; transcription corepressor activity
Source: RefSeq, a predicted model, not a curated record
AAAAAUUAUUCACCACACCAUCGCACAUGGUAGAGAGACCUCAUUUAACAAAUCAAAAUAUAAUUUUUUUUUAACAAAGUAAAAAUUAAUAUUACUCCAAAAUCAUGUUAAAAAUGAAAGUUAAAAGUACAAAUAAAGUGAAAUCACUUAAAGAAAAAAAAGUUAAAAAAACAAAACUUAAAGAAACAUUGGAAAAAGUUGAAAAACCCAAGAAGAAAGCCAAGAAAAUUCCCCAAGAUGUUGAACCGGUUGAAGAGGAGCUUCCUGUAAAAAGUGUAAAAAAAAUCAAAGAUAAAAAAACCAAGAAAUCCAAAUCAAAGACCAAAUCUCACAUGGAACAAUUAGAAGGAUUAAAAAGUCUUGAUCCAGAAUUUUAUAAAUUUCUUAAAGAUAAUGACAAAGAACUUUUGGAAUUCAAUAUGCUCGACAGCGACGACGAUGAUGAAGAUGCUGAUGUAGACUCAAAGAAAAAGGAUGACAAAGGUUUGGACUCCGCCGGGGAAUCUGACAAUGAUGACGAUGGUGAGGAUGAUGAUAAAUUUCAUAAACCAAGUGCAGAUUUAGAAGUAGCAAGUGAUGAGAGUGACGCAGAGGAGGAAAUUGAAACCGCUCCCGAUGGCACACAAAAGAUUACCCUCAAUUUAUUGCGACAAUGGCAAUUACAAUUGCAAAAGCCUCAUGUGCCCAUAGACGUCGUUCGCAAGGUCGUCCAAGCCUUUAGCUCUGCAUUGGCAAGUGUGUCAGGCGAUGACUCAAAGAUAGCUGCUUUCCGCGUAGAAGGAGCAGCUGCAUUCAAUGGCGUUGUGCAGCUCUGUGUCCUCAAUAUGCACCCAGCAGUGGUAAAUGUUCUGGGAAUCUCUGAAAAGACCAAGACUCCACUUCAUAAAAUGAAAAAAUGGCCCAAAGUACGAAGCUGUCUCAGAUACUAUCUAAUGGAUCUAGUUAGACUUAUCGAACAUGUUUCUAGCGCUAACAUCCUCACAGUUUUGCUGAAGCAUCUCCACCAGAUGGCCGGUAUGAUUGGCUCCUUUUCCAAUAUCGGCAAGACCACUCUCAAGCGUUUGAUUGUUCUCUGGUCUACAGCUGAUGAGACAGUUCGUGUUUUGGCUUUCCUUUGCAUCUUGAAAAUCACUAGAAAUCAACAAAGUACCAUGUUGAACCAUGUCUUAAAGGCAAUGUAUAUGUCUUAUGUACGAAAUUCAAAAUUCGUAUCACCAACUACUCUACCAUCUAUUAACUUUAUGCGACGGUCUUUGGUUGAAAUGUUUGCACUAGAUUUGAAUACAGCAUACCAACAUGCUUUUCUGUACAUUCGUCAGUUGGCCAUUCAUUUGCGAAAUGCAGUCAUCUUGAAGAAGAAAGACAGUUUCCAAUCGGUUUAUAACUGGCAGUAUGUGAAUUCAAUUCGUUUGUGGGUUGAUUUGCUUGGGGCUACACACAACAAACCUCAGCUUCAGCCUUUGAUCUAUCCUCUGGUCAGUAUAGUGACAGGAGCUAUUAAGCUUAUCCCAACAGCACAGUACUUCCCAUUACGUUUCCAUUGUAUUAACUCGCUGAUUAGUUUGUCAAAGCAAACAGACACCUUUAUUCCUGUGCUUCCUUUUAUACUUGAAGUCCUGAAUAGUACUACCUUCAACAAGAAACACAGUGCGGUAUCAAUGAAGCCUAUGCAGUUUACUUGCAUUUUGCGAUUGAAUAAAUCACAAAUGGCCGAAAAUGGAUUCCGUGACGAGGUGGUGGAGAAUGUCUGUGGGCUCUUACUGGAUUAUUUAGCACACGAAUCUGCUACUCUGGCUUUUCCCGAUCUUGUUGUCCCUACUGUGGUUACCUUGAAGCAAUAUCUGAAGAAAUGCAAGAACUCAAAUUACUCACGAAAACUGAAACAAGUUCUGGAUAAAAUUGUCGAUAAUGCCAAGUUCAUCGAGAAUGAACGAAGAAAGAUAAACUUUGGUCUUAAAGACACAAGUCUGGUUCAGUCGUGGGAAACCAAGAUUCGAAAUAGCGGAACACCACUUGGAAUCUACUACACUAGCUGGGUUAAGACGCAUGAGACAAAGAAACGUCGUCAAGCUGCAGAAACUGAUGAUAUCAAUGACUACGAUGUGCCAAUGAUUAAGAGGCAAAAGAUCGAUAAGAAGACGGGUAAUGAUGGUGAAGUCGAAUUGUUCCCAUCAGAUUCGGAAGACGAAGGUCUGAACAACAUACUUAAGGAUGAAGAAGAUGGGCCAAAGGUUGAAGUGAAGAAACAACCCAAACAAAAGAAAGAAAAGAAACUUAAAAAGCAAAAAGAAAUUCCUGCCCCAGUUGUAGAAGAUGAGGAAGACGAUGGAGCAGAUGCGGCUAUUGAUAUUGUUAAGGAUUUAGAUAUGGAUGAUUGGUAGACUUUUUAAUAACAAUUAAUAA